AACCCGCAUGCGCGAGUAUAUAUAUGUCAAACGCAUGCGCGUAUUUUAAUAUCGCGCGUGCGCAGUUUUCAGUUUAAAUAAUUUAUGCAAGUCGUAGCCUGAACAGCAGCACGUGAGUUAUCUCUUCUGUAAAUCGAUUUUUUUUGCGGGGGAUUAGAAAACACCCUUUUUAUUAUUGUUAAACGAUAUGAGUUUGAUUAGAUACAUGUAUAUGUAUAUAUAAAUGUACACAGAUGUAGACUGAUGUAGAUGACAUUAAUGUAUGUAUGAAUCUGUAGAUUGGGUAAUGCGGGUCAGUUUAUCUAGCUUUUUAUUCAGCUAUUGUUCUGCAAGUGUAAGUAAUAUCACGUGUCGAUGUGAAUACAGCUGGGGGAAAUAAUAUACGUUUCGGUUGGGUGUAUCUUGUAUUUAAAAGUAUAUUAUUAAGUGGGGGGUUUAAGAUAUUAUAAAACCCUUGAUGUUUAUACUGAGUUUUUAAGGGGUAAAUUGACAAUUCAAGUGCACGCCUAAAUAUGAUUAUCUAUUGUAUCGAGGGAUUAUUGAUGAAAAGGACUGGAGUUUGUAUUGGUAAUAUCGGGCAAAGUGUUAGAACUAUAUUUGUCAACCACUUUAAAUUAAGUCAGUUUAUCGCAAAUAAUAACCCAAGUUAUAAAAAUAAAUUUAAUUUAAACAGUAAUUACAGUAGUACGCAUUUAAGAUCUAUAUGUAAUUAUUUUAUCGAACGAAGAUUUUCAAACAAAAAAAACGAUUUUAGUAAUAUUAGUUUCAAGAGUCACAGUAGCAAUAUUUUGAGUGUGCCGUUGAAAAAAAGACCGGUUAGGAAGCGGAAAUUGGUAUUUGAUGAUGGAGUGAUUCCUCCGCCGGGCUUUUGGAGCAUCAAAGCCUUAGCGACGGCAGAUGAGUAUGAUUUAGACGGGCUUCUGAAAGAACUUGUAGUCCAAGAUUUAUAUACUCCGAAAAAAAUAAAUACUUCUACUAAAUCGCUGGCUGGUGUAAUUCAUGCAGUACCAAAAUACCAAGUGGGAAAUGAACCGAGAGAAAUGUUUUUUUUUCGCGAAGGUACUAUUGUCAUGUGGAAUACUACAGAUCUUGAAUGUAAUAAUAUAUUAGAAAUUUUAAAAAAUUAUGAGUCAAACAGUUACUCUACAGAAUUAGUCCAAGCGGAAAGUGAGAUUAUGUCUUAUACUUAUGCUGAACCUGGAAGGCGAAGUCACCUUCUAGACGGCGAUAUUUACUUAGCUUCAGAGGAUACUAAUUUAGAUAAAUAUACAUUUUCAAACGCGAUAUCUCAAUCAGUUAAACUUGGUAUUUGGGAGGCAUCUUUAGACCACUACAUUGAAUCGAUUGAAUUUGUAACAGAGGAUUUGAAAGCAGGAAGAAAAAUAAAAAUGACACGGGAACAAGUUCUUCGAAAGCAAGGAGAACUUUUUGCCCUGAGGCACCACAUCAAUUUGAGUUCCGACUUGCUCGAUACCCCAGACUUUUAUUGGGAAAGAGAUGAGUUAGAAAAUCUUUAUCAGCAAACAUGUGCUUAUUUCGAUAUCUCCAAGCGAACAAAGGUAAUGAAUGAAAAGAUAAACCACUGUGUCGAGCUUGUUGAAUUGCUAUCUUCACACUUGAGUGAUCGUCAUCAUGUAAGACUCGAGUGGAUGAUAAUUAUUCUAAUUAUGGUUGAAGUAGCCUUUGAAUUACUUCAUUAUUUGGAUCGAUACUACAAGCAAGAAGAAAUUGAACAACUCGACACUCAACCACCGACUGUUUGAUGAUACUAUUAACUUUAACUAUUAUUUUCACUGUAUUAUAAUAUUAAAUAUUGGUUGUAAUGAUUAUCUAAUUUGAUUCUAAGUCAUUGGGUUAUAUAUUUUCUUCAGUAAUAUGUUUAUUUAUUAACAGUACGUGGAAUAUUUAAAUAACUAUUCAAAAGUAUACUACGUAUUUCUUAACAUUUUCAAUAAAUCCAAUUAUCAUGCUGUCUUCAACCAGCGUUUGUUCAGUUUCUCCGUCAUUCAGAAAACUUUAAUUUCUGCUAAAACUUUUUAAAGUUCAUAAAUAAGUUCAUGUCAGUUGUGGUUUAAGCGAGAUAAAAAAAUAUACGUGCUCAAUUUUUCUUCUUUUUUUUUAUCAAUCUAAUUAUUGUACAAUCUUUUUUUUUAUACUAAACUUUUAUAUUUUUAAUUUACUUAUCUUUCCUUUUUCUUACUACAGUAUUUUUUUUAUAUAUAAUAUAAAAAAAAUUAUUAAGAAUAUUUAAGAUUACAAUCUUAAUUCAGAUGAUAAAAAUCCCGCAAAAACUUUUAAAAAGUCUAUCUAAUAA
Microplitis demolitor is the source of this 2314-nucleotide messenger RNA. Its product is annotated as required for meiotic nuclear division protein 1 homolog. Bases 513 to 1763 code for a protein of 416 amino acids. Lineage: Eukaryota; Metazoa; Arthropoda; Insecta; Hymenoptera; Braconidae. Gene Ontology annotation, biological process: positive regulation of mitochondrial translation. The record is from RefSeq and is a predicted model, not a curated record. The transcript has 5 exons.